CUCUGCAUAACACCCAGAAGGCUGCAGGCUUCUCUUCUUUACACCAGCACCCUCUCUCCUGCUUCCAUCCCCUGUCCUCCCUCUGUCAAAUCCUCACCCUGUUCCCCCUUCUCCCCCUCUGCCCCCCACCCUCAGAUCACUGAGGUCCCCACCAUAGGGGCAGAAUACAGACAGACAGGGCUGGGGAAUAGACAGGAAGGAGAGCAGGAAGGGGAGGGUUAUCCUGCAGAGAUUUUGGAUGUGGUUGAGCGGCCGAGGUGACAGCAGGUGCCAUGGAUUGUCUGUGUAUUGUCACCACUAAGAAAUACCGUUACCAGGACGAUGACUCCCCCCCGCUGGAGCACAGUCCGGCUCACCUGCCCAACUCCAUGAAAGCUCCAGAACUGGUCCACGUGUCGGAGAAGAACCUUUCCCAGAUUGAGAACGUCCACGGAUACGUGUCCCACUCACACAUCUCCCCCAUGAAGGCCAGUUCCCCUCCUGUGAUUGUGAACACAGAUACGUUGGAGGCCCCGGCCUAUGUUAACGGUACAGAAGCUGAAAUGGAAUACGAGGAGAUCACAUUAGAGAGGGGUAACUCAGGUCUGGGGUUCAGUAUUGCAGGCGGAACAGACAACCCCCACGUGGGUGAUGACCCCAGCAUCUUCAUCACCAAGAUCAUUCCUGGUGGUGCGGCGGCCCAGGAUGGACGUCUCAGGGUGAAUGACAGUAUCCUGUUUGUGAAUGACGUGGACGUGCGAGAAGUCACACACAGUACGGCCGUUGAAGCUCUGAAGGACGCGGGGUCCAUUGUGCGCCUGUAUGUCAUGCGCAGGAAACCAGCAUCGGAGAAAAUUAUCGAGAUCAAACUCAUUAAAGGACCAAAAGGUCUGGGGUUUAGCAUUGCAGGGGGUGUAGGGAAUCAGCAUAUUCCAGGAGAUAACAGUAUCUACGUUACCAAGAUCAUAGAGGGGGGAGCCGCGCACAAAGACAUGCGCCUUCAGAUCGGAGACAAGAUUCUAGCGGUGAAUCACGUCAGUUUGGAGGACGUGAUGCAUGAAGACGCUGUGGCGGCUUUGAAGAAUACAUCUGAUGUUGUUUACCUGAAAGUGGCCAAACCGACCAACGUUUAUCUAAACGACUCCUACGCGCCCCCAGAUAUUACCACCUCCUACUCCCAGCAGAUGGACAGUGACCUCUGCCACCCAAGUUAUUUGGGCCCUGAAUACGCCUCAGUCAUGACACCAACCUCCCCCCACCGAUAUUCCCCCAUCCCCAAAGAACUCAUGGGAGAGGAGGAGGUUCCCAGGGAGCCCCGCCGGGUCGUGAUACACCGCGGCUCCACCGGGUUAGGGUUUAACAUCGUAGGCGGCGAGGACGGAGAAGGAAUCUUCAUCUCGUUCAUCCUCGCGGGAGGCCCGGCAGAUCUGAGCGGAGCCCUGAGGAAAGGAGACCAGAUCAUGUCUGUCAACGGGGUGGACCUGAGAAACGCCACACACGAGCAGGCGGCCCUGGCCCUGAAGAACGCGGGGCAGACGGUUACUAUCAUCGCACAGUACAAGCCAGAAGAGUACAGCAGGUUCGAAGCCAAGAUCCACGAUCUACGGGAACAGCUGAUGAACAGCAGCCUGGGAUCUGGGAGCGCAUCCCUGCCGAACACCAACGGCGGCAAGAGGGGCUUCUACAUCAGAGCGCUUUUUGAUUAUGACAAGACGCGGGACUGCGGUUUCCUGAGCCAAGCCCUCAGCUUCAAGUUUGGGGACGUCCUUCACGUCAUUGACGCCACCGAUGAAGAAUGGUGGCAGGCCCGGCGCGUCCAGCCCGAGGGGGAGGAGAUCGGCUUCAUCCCCAGCAAGAGAAGGGUAGAGAGGAGGGAGUGGUCCCGCUUGAAGGUAAAGGAUCGAGGCAGCACAGCAGGGUCUCAGAGUCGGGAAGAGACAGUUCUGAGCUACGAGACUGUUGUGCAUAUGGAAGUGCACUAUGCUCGGCCAAUCAUAAUCCUCGGCCCUGGGAAGGACAGGGUUAACGACGAUCUUCUCUCGGAGUUUCCCGACAAGUUUGGCUCCUGUGUACCCCAUACGACCCGACCCAAGCGCGACUACGAGGUGGACGGGAGGGAUUAUCACUUCGUGUCGUCCAGGGAGAAGAUGGAGAAGGACAUCCAAGCCCAUAAAUUCAUCGAAGCCGGACAAUACAACGGACAUUUAUACGGGACGAGCGUGCAGAGCGUGAGAGAAGUGGCCGAACAGGGCAAGCAUUGUAUCCUCGACGUCUCUGCCAACGCCGUGAGACGCUUACAAGCCGCGCAGCUGCAGCCUAUCGCCAUUUUUAUACGUCCCAAGUCUCUGGAAAAUAUCCUAGAAAUUAAUAAGCGUCUGACGGAGGAGCAGGCCAGAAAAACGUAUGAGAGAGCGACCAAACUGGAGCAGGACUUUACAGAGUGCUUCUCAGCCGUGGUUGAGGGAGAAAGCUUUGAAGAAGUCUAUCAUAAAGUCAAAGGAAUUAUCGAGGAUCUGUCAGGACCCUACAUCUGGGUUCCUUCCAGAGAGAGACUUUAAAAAUCUGGCACUUCCCCCCCAUCCAUCACAUCGCAGCAUCUGCCCUUCCCCUGGGGAGCUUUGGACUGGAGGCAAUAAGGCACACAUCUCCCCGGGUGCCUUAUUACUUCUCAUGGGAGCGGAGGAGCCAUUGGCACAGAGGAUUGUCGAACACUGGCUCGGCUCUUGCGUGUGUUGGCGUAGAUCGAUCUGCACGCACACACAUAUCAGCAUUCGGCUCUACUUUUGUAACCCAGUUCCUCAGAGGAGUGGUCUCCUAUUGCCCCACCCCUGCUGUAUGCAGAGGGUGUGGCUUUCUGCAGCCCCACCCAAUGCAAUGGGUUGGCUCUGGUGUAUAAAGAGACGUUUAGUCCUGUUUUUUAUCUCGCUGUCUGCGUUUAUCUUGUGCAUGCGUCUUUCAGUGGACGUGGGGAGGGAUUGAUGGACAGAAGCUCAUUAUCCCCUCCCCCACACAAAUGCUCUGCGAGAAAGUGGCAGAAUUGGCAAGAACCACCCUGUGGACGGCAUCGUUGGACGUGUCAGAGCUUAUUCAUAUCUUCCAUUUCUCUCCAGAAACAGACUACAAUCAACACGGCAAUGUUCUGCAGAUAACUGGGAACGGAGCGAUGCUCUGCAGACUUCAGAGAAUGCUGCAAUGUUCUGCAGAUAACUGGGAACGGAGCGAUGCUCUGCAGACUUCAGAGAAUGCUGCAAUGUUCUGAAAACAGAGCAUGUGCGGGGCUCACAGAAAGCUGCGCUGUUUUCUAGACUUCCUUCAAUAGGACUUCUGGGAGUUGUGCAAUGCUCUGCAGGGUUCUGAGGACAAUGCAAUGUUCUGCAGGGUUCCCGGGGACAAUGCAAUGUUCUGCAAGGCUCUGAGAAAUGUGCAAUGUUCUGCAAGGCUCUGAGAAAUGUGCAAUGUUCUGCAAGGCUCUGAGAAAUGUGCAAUGUUCUGCAGGGUUCUGGGGACAAUGCAAUGUUCUGCAAGGCUCUGGGAACAGUGCAAUGUUCUGCAAGGCUCUGAGAAAUGUGCAAUGUUCUGCAGGGUUCUGGGGACAAUGCAAUAUUCUGCAAGGUUCUGGGAAUUGCGUAAUGUUCUGCAGGUUCUGGCGACUGCGCAAUGUUCUGCAGGGCUCUGGGAGAGGAGUGCGGUGUCUCACCUUAACCCUUUCAGUGCUAGCAGGUCCAAUAAAGCAUUACAAUGCCCACCUCUGCGGCACCUAAAAAUCCAAGCGAUGCAGGGGAGGCUUUGUAGACACAGCGGCGGGCGGGUUCAGGACGCGAUGCGCUGCGGCUGUGAACACGUGCGACGGCUGUGACAGUAAUAAAAAACAAAACAAAAGCUAUUUUAUGUGGAUAAAUAAAAUGUUAUAUAUUUAACCUU
Messenger RNA from Spea bombifrons (plains spadefoot toad), 3900 nucleotides. RefSeq names its product discs large MAGUK scaffold protein 4 (gene DLG4). Gene Ontology annotation, molecular function: kinase binding. Lineage: Eukaryota; Metazoa; Chordata; Amphibia; Anura; Pelobatidae. Gene Ontology annotation, biological process: postsynaptic neurotransmitter receptor diffusion trapping; chemical synaptic transmission; AMPA glutamate receptor clustering. The record is from RefSeq and is a predicted model, not a curated record. Gene Ontology annotation, cellular component: neuron projection; postsynaptic density membrane; neuromuscular junction. The transcript has 22 exons. The coding region runs from base 273 to 2537 and encodes 754 amino acids.